UAUAUAUACAUAAUACAUAGUUUUGCAUGCUUCAAUUCUCCCUCCCCUCUCUAUAUAUAUACACCUCUUCCGUCUCAGGAUUGAACCGUCAACAAUUCGUCACAAUCUCUCAAUCUUAUUUGUCUGAUCAGUAUCAUCAAUCAUGUCUUCUAAGGUUGUCACCAGCUUGUUCAGGAGAGGGUACACGGUGGCGGCGGAGAGAGUGAAGGGGCAGGCGGCUGCGGGGGUGAAGAGAGCGGCCGUGGAGACUCCGGCGGCCGGAGAGAAAGAGGCGGUGUUCUGGAUGAGAGAUCCGAAGAGCGGAAAUUGGGUGCCAGAAAUACAUUUUGACGAUGUGGAUGCUGCUGAUCUUAGGAAGCAGCUUCUUCCCAGCAACUGCAAAAAGGUCUUUUGAAUUUUUUAUAGAUCGUUGUAAACUGCUAAAGUGUACUAUGUUAUAUAUGGUUUCAAUAAAUCGAUACGAGUG
Molecule: messenger RNA, 466 nt
Organism: Ipomoea nil (Japanese morning glory)
Lineage: Eukaryota; Viridiplantae; Streptophyta; Magnoliopsida; Solanales; Convolvulaceae
Product: protein SENESCENCE-ASSOCIATED GENE 21, mitochondrial-like
Exons: 2
Coding region: 143-394 (83 amino acids)
Source: RefSeq, a predicted model, not a curated record